Messenger RNA from Microdochium trichocladiopsis, 1239 nucleotides. RefSeq names its product N2227-like protein-domain-containing protein. Lineage: Eukaryota; Fungi; Ascomycota; Sordariomycetes; Xylariales; Microdochiaceae. The record is from RefSeq and is a predicted model, not a curated record. The transcript has 2 exons. Bases 1 to 1239 code for a protein of 412 amino acids. Gene Ontology annotation, molecular function: S-adenosylmethionine-dependent methyltransferase activity.
AUGGCGCAGACGGAGUCGGCCUUCGAGGCAACAGAGCAGUCGCACUGGGCCGGAGUGGACGAGACCAUCGAGGAUCCCGAGGAGGAGAGGGUUAUAUUCUGUGCUCUCGAUUCCUUCAGUCAAUAUGCCAAAACUGCACAUCUGAACAGUACACAUUUUCGCAGGCAGGCGUUCUACGCAUUACCCCAAGCGCACUGGCAGAUGCUGGCAGCACCUCCGUUCAACUACCUGGACACACUAAAUAGAGUGGACGACGCCAUCGAGAGCAACGCCGCGCUGGCGCGGACGAUCGUCAAGCAUGGCCUGAUCUCCUUUGGCAUGGUUCAGUCUGGAGCCGAGGUUUCAAUGCCUGACGAGUGGGCGGGGAUAGCCAAAGGCCAGGACGUGGACAAAGCACGCAGCACGUUACGGCAAUUCUACCGCGAUUGGUCAGCGGAAGGCGCGACUGAGCGUGAUGCUUGUUACGGACCGGUCUUUGAGGCAUUGGAGGCUGAGAAAUCAAGAUAUCCUGAUCGGACACCACUAAGUGUCUUGGUACCUGGGGCUGGCUUGGGCCGACUGCUCUUCGACCUAUGCCUACGUGGGUAUAACGGCGAGGGAAAUGAGAUCUCAUAUCACCAGCUGUUGGCGUCUUCGUAUAUCCUCAACCAUGCUCAUCGCGCCGGCGAGCAUGAGAUCUUUCCGUGGAUUCACUCCUUCUCCAACCACAAAAGCCGCAGCAACCAAUUCAAGUCAUACAAGAUUCCCGACAUCCACCCCGCGACAGCACUCACUCAAGCUCAGACUCCCGGCACAAUGCAGAUGUGUGCGGCCGAUUUCCUGUGCUUGUACAGUGACGACAAUCACAAAGAAUUGUACGAUGCCGUAGCGACAGUCUUCUUCCUCGACACGGCGCCAAACUUGAUUCGGUAUCUGCAGGUCAUCAAGCACUGCUUGAAACCAGGCGGUGUUUUGAUCAACGUCGGGCCGCUUCUAUGGCAUUGGGAGAACCAGGUACCGGGCCACCAUGGAUAUGAUGGUGAGGGAGACUAUGACGAGAAGAACUCUCUGGGCAUCGCUGAUCCGGGGAGCUUCGAGCUCAGCGAAGAGGAAGUCAUUGCUCUUGUUGAGCAGAUGGGCUUCGUGAUGGAAAAACGAGUGUCAGACAUCAGGGCACCAUACGUACAAGACCCACAAAGCAUGUUGCAGACGGUAUAUAGUGCGAGCCACUGGGUCGCCAGAAAGGCACCGCAGCCAUGA